GCCACCAGGGCGGGAGCGCUCCUCAGUCUGUCGCCAGCCUUCGAGCCGAGUGUGUCGUGUGUUUGUUAGUGUGAGUGUGUUACAACGUUUGUUUAUUGUUUUUGUUGGGGGUGUUUUUCGACGACAAUUAUCCACGGAAAACAUGAUGGACGUGUGUUUUUCCAGUCGUGAAAAUUGCAGCCGCUUUUCCGAUGACUUGUGACCAGGAAUACAGUUCGCCGUCAUGUCAGCUUAUACUCAGUUCGGCUAUAGUUAUCCUCCUCCCGGAGCCCAGCUGCUGGCUUCGGGCCCACAAUCGGCCCCCACGCAGCCGGUGUCCCCGGUCGCCCCGGGGGGCGGCACCACGACCGGAGGCGGCGGCUCAACCGCCUCCAGCGUCGUGUCGACGGGGGCGGUCUCGCCCUCAGGCUCGGUCACGGGUUCGCUUCCUCCCAGCUGCUGCGAGAACGGACGUCCGAUCAUGACGGACCCUGUGUCGGGUCAGACCGUGUGUUCGUGUCAGUAUGACUCGGCCGCGCGACUGGCGCUGUCGGCCGCUAGCGGAUAUCCGGCCGCGCGACUGGCCGCUUCUAGUUAUGCGGCUACAGCGCCUCAUUAUCCCAGCACCGAUCAGAAUCCCUACCCCAGUAUAGACAGCUCUGCGUUUUAUUCGCCUCUGAGCAACCCCUAUGGACUCAAAGAUGGCGGAACCGGACCGGAAAUGACAGCCUGGACAAGCGCAGGACUUCAACCCUCUUCCGGUUACUACCCUUAUGACCCCACCCUCGCCGCCUAUGGCUACGGCGCCGGCUACGACCUAGCCGCACGACGCAAGAACGCCACCCGCGAGUCGACGGCGACCCUCAAGGCGUGGCUGAACGAGCACAAGAAGAACCCCUACCCGACCAAGGGCGAGAAGAUCAUGUUGGCCAUCAUCACCAAGAUGACCCUCACCCAGGUCUCCACCUGGUUCGCCAACGCCCGCAGGAGGCUCAAGAAGGAGAACAAGAUGACCUGGGAGCCCAAGAACAAGACCGAUGACGACGACGACGCUAUCGUGUCCGACUGCGACGACAAAGACAAGGAUGACAUGAUGAUGGAUGAUGAGAAGAUUAAGGAGCAUCGGAUCGGAAAAGACUCAUCCCUGAUGCAUCACCACGUCAAGUCUGAGGAGGAGCUGGACGACGAAGAUGACCGAAAAGGAGGAGGAGGACCCGGAGGAGGAGUACCUCCUUAUCACCACUACCCCUCCCACCUGCACCACCAUCACGGCAUGAUGAUGAAGGACGAGAUGGGAGAUAAGAGAGGGGAUGAUUGUGGUAUUCCCAUCCCCGCGACUAAACCGAAGAUUUGGUCGUUGGCCGACACUGCCGCCUGCAAAACGCCGCCCCCGUCACAGCUGCAGCCGCCCUGGGGGUGUGGAGCACCCCAACAGGGGGGUCCCGGCGGCAGCGGGGGUCCCUUCGCACCCCUAGGACCCCCCGGGUCGGCGGUCAGUCCUUCCAAUGGGGCGCCUCCUUAUUCGAGGUACGGAGGUUUCUGGGGCAGCAUGGGCCCACACAGUACCUGCCAGGGGGGCAGCGGGAUCCCCCCAGGGGGCGCAGCCUCGGGGUUCCCCGACGUCCAGACCGACACCCCUCCACAGACCCCACCCAACAUGAAACUGCCCAGCGUGAUAGCGGCACCCGCUUCCUGUUUUGGGGGGGCCCAGGUACCCCAAGGGGGCCACUACAACAACUACUUCCCCUCGCGAGGUGCGCCCCAAGGGGCAAGCCAGGGGGGCUUGCCCCCUCAACAGUCGCCGCACAAGGACUACUUGACGGCGCCCCAGCAACCGAGUCAGGGGGCGCAGGUGCCCCAACAGGGGACGGCGCCCCCCCAGAACCCCGCUGACGAGACGGCGUUCAAACCCUUCUACAAAAGGUAACCACUUUUUCACUAUU
Nilaparvata lugens (brown planthopper) is the source of this 1922-nucleotide messenger RNA. Its product is annotated as homeobox protein araucan. The transcript is spliced from 6 exons. The record is from RefSeq and is a predicted model, not a curated record. Gene Ontology annotation, molecular function: DNA-binding transcription factor activity, RNA polymerase II-specific; RNA polymerase II cis-regulatory region sequence-specific DNA binding. Gene Ontology annotation, biological process: neuron differentiation; cell development; regulation of transcription by RNA polymerase II. Lineage: Eukaryota; Metazoa; Arthropoda; Insecta; Hemiptera; Delphacidae. Bases 224 to 1906 code for a protein of 560 amino acids. Gene Ontology annotation, cellular component: nucleus.